GAACACCGGAGACGAGGUUCUUACAGUCGGUUGCAAUCUCCACUCCAGCGCCACCAUUCUUCGUUCAAUCGCAGGCAGCUUCAAUUCCAAAAAGCAAAAAGCAUGGCUCUAGCCGGGUUCCCUCUUCAAUCGAAACAUACCCGUCCGGUCCCGACGAUUGGAGCAUGCAUCACUUCACUCUCUGCUUGCAAGGUCAAGACACAGAGCAGAGCGCAUUUGCUGCCAAGAUUGCCAAGUCCUUGUAUUCCAAUUGAGAGUGCCUCGAUUGCACAGCACAACGGACACUCAUCUCAUCACUCAUCAGAAGCAGCCUGGAUCGCUUCGCUUUUGGUAAGAUCCAUU
Molecule: messenger RNA, 342 nt
Organism: Linum tenue
Lineage: Eukaryota; Viridiplantae; Streptophyta; Magnoliopsida; Malpighiales; Linaceae
Source: the annotation of a GenBank genome assembly